Messenger RNA from Vespa mandarinia (Asian giant hornet), 1081 nucleotides. It is a transcript of the gene Gnpnat, whose product is annotated as glucosamine 6-phosphate N-acetyltransferase. The record is from RefSeq and is a predicted model, not a curated record. Gene Ontology annotation, molecular function: glucosamine 6-phosphate N-acetyltransferase activity. NCBI's taxonomy places the organism in Eukaryota, Metazoa, Arthropoda, Insecta, Hymenoptera, Vespidae.
AUUGAAAAGUAAUUUAAAUUUACAUUUAUCAGCGAUACUGUCACAGAAAAGGCUAUUAGAGAUAAGGAUAUGUAAGCAUACGUAUAGAAAAAACGAAUGAGUAAAGUAUUCGGUUGAAUCAUUUUUUAUUGGCGUUAUAAUAAUGUAAAAAUACUAGCUCGAACGGAACAAAAUAUCUCGAGAAAAAUGUAUUUAAAAAUACGAUAAAAAAUAGAGAUAGCCGCGGGCAAUUGUGUGAGAGUGCCGUUGCUGGAAUGCCACGACAAAGAAUUUUUUUGACAUUAUAUUCCGAAGCAAGAUUAAAAUUAUCGACGACUGUUACAAGUUGGUUUUUCUUAACGAAUUAAAAUAAGUUACAACACGUUUGUUUCUUCAUAAUUGCGAGUAAAAAUGAAUUUACAACAGGAUGUCUAUCAUACAGAAGCAGGAAUUGAACUGUUCAAUAAAAAUAUAUUGGAACGAUUAACAUUACCACAUGUUGAGGGUUUGUUGUUACGACCUCUUAGAUCUACUGAUUAUGAUAAAGGAUUUUUAGAACUUUUGGCACAAUUAACAGAAGUAGGAAAAGUAAAUAAAGAACAGUUUCUAAACAAGUUCCAAAGUAUGAAAAAUACAGGAAUUUAUUACAUCAUUGUUAUAGAAGAUACACAUAGUACUAAGGUAAUUGGAAGUGCCACUUUGAUAUCAGAGCAAAAGUUUAUUCAUAACUGUGCAUUGCGUGGACGUUUGGAAGAUGUGGUCGUGAAUAAUAAUUAUAGAGGUAAACAUUUGGGUAAAUUACUUAUUAAUGUUAUUUUGCAACUGGCCCGCUAUUUACAUUGUUAUAAAAUAUCUUUGGAUUGCCGAGAUAAUCUCAUACCAUUCUAUGAAAGUUUAGGUUUUAAAAGAGAACCUAAUAAUGCGAAUAGUCUUAAUAUAAGAUUCUCAAAUGAAAGUACUACUGAACAAUCUCAUUUGUGAAUAAAGUACUUAAUUAUUAUCGUUUUUUUAAAUGUUAAUAUUUUAACUUUUUGUUAAUUAUCGUAUUUAUCACAUAAAUAUUAAACUGUUAUAAAUGAAAAUCCACAAAUCAUAUAAAUUA